UAAAGUCUUUUGACGACAUACGAGUUCUUAUUGAUGUCGAUUAAAUACCUAGCCUCGGAAUGCUACCCUCCGCAACCCGCAGACCACUCAUCCGACAAUACGAGCCUAGAAAGGUCUUCGAAAGAAAAGUAUUCGCGAUGCUACAAUACUUGUAGAAUUUAAAAAGGCACAUAAAUCAUCUCGACCCUCUUGCUGGCGACCUAGUUGCUGUCUUCACUUCUCUUAAUCCCCGCCUAAAAUGCACUCAUUGCGAUCUGCGCUUCCUUGGCUUCUGGCCGCCGCGCCAUACCUCUCCAACGGCGCGUCUCUCCAGCAAAUAACAUCAGACUUCGGGCCCAACCCCCGGAACGUUGGUUUCUUCAUCUACGUGCCGGACCAGCUCGCCCCCAGGCCCCCGAUCCUCGUUAGCCCUCACUGGUGCCACGGCGACGCUCGAGCGUUUUACUCCGGAUCGCAGUACGCGACGCUGGCGAGCAAGCAUGGCUUCAUCGCCAUCUACCCCGACAGCCCGAACACGGCGGACAAGUGCUGGGAUGUAUCCUCCAACGAGACGCUGACGCAUGAUGCUGGCGGCGAUAGCCUCGGCAUUGCGAGUAUGGUGCGUUGGACGCUCGACAAGCAUGGCGGAGACCCGGGCCGUGUAUUCGUCACUGGCGUCUCUUCCGGCGCGAUGAUGACGAGCGUGUUGGUGGGCGCGUACCCCGACCUAUUUGCCGCGGGCUCCGCCUUCGCCGGUGUACCGUAUGGAUGCUUCGCCGGUAACGGGUAUGGGGUAUGGAGCGACGCGUGUGCCACCGGGAAAGUGAAGAAACCUGGCAUCGAGUGGGCCGCCAUGGUCAAGGCCGGGUAUCCGGGCUACGAGGGCUGGCGACCCAAAAUGCAGAUUUUCCAUGGCACAGAUGAUGAGGUACUGGAUUACGUGAACUUCGAGGAGGAGGUCAAGGAGUGGAAUGCUGUCUUUGGGUUUAGUGAGACGCCGACGAGCACGACGCUAGAUACUCCGGUAAAAGGGUGGACGAAGUCGGUGUAUGGGGAUAGUGAUUGGUUUCAGGCAUACAGUGCUGCGGGUGUUUCGCACAAUAUUCAGAACCAGGAGGCUACGGCGAUGGAAUGGUUUGAUUUGGCUUGCACGGGUGAGGAUUGUUUUAAAUGGGGACAAGGCGGUCCAGCAGCUACAUGAUUUAGCCCCUUAUAGAUACUAACAAUAUUGAGAGUCAAGGAAACACUCAUUGGAACUACUACAUCGAUCAUUUGGCGGCGCGCCGUACGGGAGAUCUAAUGACGAGAGAAGAGAAAGCCAAAUCCUCAAAUCAGGCAUAUGCUACCAAAUCAUAACUUCUCUCUAUCCCCCUAAUUACUCCUGCCCUUGGUCCCUCCAAGAGCUGAUUGCACUGACCCGCCUACACUACCGUCGGCAGUAAACUGUUUCCCAAUCAUGCCAUCCUUAUCCAAGGGGCCACCGACUUUCUGCGCCGAACCGCCAAUUGCACCGUC
Hypoxylon fragiforme is the source of this 1494-nucleotide messenger RNA. RefSeq names its product carbohydrate esterase family 1 protein. The record is from RefSeq and is a predicted model, not a curated record. Gene Ontology annotation, cellular component: extracellular region. Gene Ontology annotation, molecular function: hydrolase activity. The transcript has 2 exons. NCBI's taxonomy places the organism in Eukaryota, Fungi, Ascomycota, Sordariomycetes, Xylariales, Hypoxylaceae. The coding region runs from base 239 to 1180 and encodes 313 amino acids.